AGUGUGGAGUGGCGGGAGUUCGCAGUCACUCUGAGACAGUGGUAGCGAGCAGACGUCUGUCGCUUGACUUGUGAUACUUACACUCAUCCAGGAUGGCGGAUCAGCUUACCGAGGAACAGAUUGCCGAAUUCAAGGAGGCAUUCUCCCUCUUCGAUAAGGACGGUGACGGCACAAUCACAACCAAGGAGUUGGGUACAGUCAUGAGGUCGCUCGGUCAGAAUCCUACCGAGGCUGAGCUGCAGGACAUGAUCAACGAAGUGGACGCUGAUGGCAAUGGAACAAUAGAUUUCCCAGAGUUCUUGACGAUGAUGGCGCGCAAGAUGAAGGACACUGACUCUGAAGAAGAAAUCAGAGAAGCAUUCAGGGUGUUCGAUAAGGAUGGUAACGGCUUUAUUUCGGCGGCUGAGCUUAGGCAUGUGAUGACUAAUCUUGGGGAAAAACUGACUGAUGAAGAAGUAGACGAGAUGAUCAGGGAAGCUGAUAUUGAUGGUGACGGUCAAGUUAACUACGAAGAGUUCGUCACAAUGAUGACCUCAAAGUGAAGUGAAUGCGCCCACUAAAUAUUGUAAACAAAUUUGAAACGAACAGUUUUUUCUGCUUUCCAGUUUUAUCUUGUUAAGAGAACUGCUAAAACCCAUUAUGAUAUAAACGAGUCACCGUACUAUCUCUGCUAAAAUCUUGUAUUGCCUUUAAACUAUCUGGCUCUUAAAGCGCUACAAUCUCCAUCUACCACGACAACCACCACCUCUGCCGCUGCCAACACCGCCGCCACCACUACAUCUACUUCAAGAACCGUCAAUACCAACACAACCACCCUAUACUGCCGACACUUUCCAUCACCAGUCGGCAGUAGCGAUGAUGCCAUGCCUUCAUCAGCAAGUGUGGGCGUGGGAGGAUGUGGAGGCACUGAUGGGUGUGGCCGGAGGGCAGUGCCCCCACAAGGAGUAAAGGACUCGUCGCCCACAGAGGUAGCGCAGUUAAUCAUGGGUUGGUUGUUCUAGGGACGCGCUUUGGGUGGCUGGCCUUCUAGAAAACAUUAAUAUUUAAUCAUUAUGUAUACAUAUUACUUAGUAGAAAGUGGCUGUGGGGGGGAGAGUUUCUUCGUCUGUCAUACAUCAUCCCAGCACUCGUUUAUUCCUAUGCUGGAGAAAUUAGUGUUGCUGGGACACCCGAGGAUGAAAACAACCUGUGUACUUGACGGUGCCCAUUGUGAAUAAAAAUUAUUUGAUACUGAAUUGACACAAUUGGGAAGAUCAGAAAUGUAUGGAUAUUUUUAAUGAUCCAAUAAUCAGUGACGAAGGUUUUUCUUCUCCCCCCCUCCCUUCCCUGCCCUACCCCCUCAAGUGUAAGAAGUAAUAUAUCGUGCAUCUCCCAACACCUCGAAGGACUGCCACCCAUACUCGUCUCUCAAGACUAUAAGAUCUUUCUCUCAUUUUAUUAGUGUUCUAAGUGAUAACGGAAAGCUAGGUUGAUCGUUUAAGACUGUCAUAACAAAUUAUCAAUUUUUAAGUUACUAGUUUUAUUUUUUUCUUCUGCAAGAAGCAUUGUGAAGGAGGAAUUGGUCCCAUCUGACCUUGCCUGACCUGAGGUUGGUGUUGGCCAUGUUGAGGGCCCCCCUUUUUUUAUUCCUCUUUCUUUUUAUAUUAUUGAGUGUUUGCAAAUAGCGACAAUUUUGUAUUGUUUGUCUGGAAGUCAAUUAUUCAGGUAAAUAAGAACGGAGAGGGUGUGCUGUAUUUUUGUUGAUGAAUGAGAUGGAUACAUUUAAGUAUCAAUACUUCUUGUUAGCCGUGUCUUUGUCAAUUUUCUUAAAAGGAAUAGCAAAUGUAUACAUAUUGCAAAAAAACAAAAAUGAACGAUGGAAAAUUUACUCUUGUACUACAUAAUACUAAUGUAAGGCACAUCA
Molecule: messenger RNA, 1903 nt
Organism: Cherax quadricarinatus
Lineage: Eukaryota; Metazoa; Arthropoda; Malacostraca; Decapoda; Parastacidae
Product: calmodulin
Molecular function (GO): enzyme regulator activity; calcium ion binding
Source: RefSeq, a predicted model, not a curated record